AUGGCCCAAGCUCGUGUUGAUACAAUCAUCGAAACAUGGAAAACAAAAGCCGGUUUAACUUUAUCAGCUGAAGAAGAAGAAAAACUUAAAAAAUUAUUUACUGAAGCUGUUGAACGAAUGGGUGCUCGUCGUCAAGGUGGUAAAGAACUCCUUGGACAAUUACAAGCAGCUGUUGAAGCCAACGACAGUGCUAAAAUUGAAGAAUUAUUACAAAAAUUACGUGAAGGUUUCCGUAAAAUCUCCGAAGGUCGAGAAAAGGUUCUUGAUGAAUUCGAUCAAAUUGUUAAACCUGAUCAACGUGCACGUAUCGUUCUUUCUGGCGUUCAACGUGCUAAAGAAUCAGGUCGAUCAAUUGAACAAGUUCUCUUCGAACUUCUUUCACCCGCCGAAGAAAGUAGUUAA
Molecule: messenger RNA, 402 nt
Organism: Adineta steineri
Lineage: Eukaryota; Metazoa; Rotifera; Eurotatoria; Adinetida; Adinetidae
Source: the annotation of a GenBank genome assembly